Brassica rapa (field mustard) is the source of this 2855-nucleotide messenger RNA. Its product is annotated as putative F-box protein At2g33200. Gene Ontology annotation, molecular function: protein binding. NCBI's taxonomy places the organism in Eukaryota, Viridiplantae, Streptophyta, Magnoliopsida, Brassicales, Brassicaceae. The record is from RefSeq and is a predicted model, not a curated record.
UCUAUAAUUUGAUGUGCAAACGAGUAUAAAAACAAGCUGACUUGUUAAUUAAUGCAAGUUGGUAAUGUUGGUCUUUUUGUGUGGCUUCUUUGGAUCGUGCUUUACAAAAAGAUGCUACAACCAUCUUCUAUAAAUUUUGUAGUUUUCACUUAGUAUAUUCUACUAAUAAGAUGUAAAUUGUAAUGAAUCAAUUUUUUUGAAGUUUUUUUUUUACAUGCAUAUUAUAUAUCUGAAAUCGGGAUGCUAUAUGACUUAAAGUAAAAUUCUCCAAGUUGUGAAAACGUAUUCUAACCUUGUAAAAUUCUAAAAAAUGCUCAUUAAUAUAGUUCGGCCCAUUAAUUAUUUUUAAUUUAAUUCAGAAUCAAACCCUAAUCCACAUUUCAUCUCACUACAAAAUAAGCAAAGUUGGGAAUGAUCUGAAGAGACGGCGACAAUGUCUAGAGCUCGGUAUGGUUGGUCCAAACUUUGCACCGAUCUUCUGCGAUCGAUCCUCGAAAGCUUACACCCUAAAGAUUUUCAUAGGGCAAGAACUGUCUGCUCAAGCUGGUACUCUGUCUCCACAACAUGUACGCGACCUCUGUGUCCAUGGCGAAUCCUAUUACUUAAGUCUUCUACUCUGUUAUACGAUCCCGAACAAGACAAAACUAUUGAAACCGAACAUCCAGGAACCGACUUCUCGAACAGCUGUGUCGUGGCUAGUUGUAGCAACUGGCUCUUGAUCAUUGAUUCUUAUUUGGAUUUGUAUCUUUUGAAUGUGUUUACUUGCGAGAGAAUCAAUCUUCCAUCGAUGAAGUCAUUGCUUUUUGGUCAAGUUAUUACCUUCAACGUGCGUAGUAGCCUAACCUCAUCGAGUACACCGGCUUGUCUUUGGAUGAACGAGAGAACAGGGGACUAUGUCGCAGCCUGGAGUUACAAAGAACAUUACUUGUUCUUAUACAAGAAAGGAGAUGCCACGUGGCGUAAUCAUAAAGGCGCACGUUGUAGAUCCAUGGCGUAUAAGGACAACAAGCUUUACGUGUAUACAUCUGAUGGUUACAUCAAGAUUCUUGAUUUGUCUGGAGACUCGGUUAAGGAGAUCGUGGAAGGGAACCCAUGUCCUAACCAUAGGUUUCAGUUUGUUUCACGACUUGGGGAACAUGUGUGGAGGACGAAAGUAGCGGUUACGAACUCAGGAGAGGUUUUGAUUGUUCUGAGCUUAAGAGGGUUACAAGAGAAACGUUUGUUUUGCAUCUUUAAGAUGAAUGUUGAAAGCGGUAACUGGGAAAGAGUAGAUUCUCUUGGAGGUGAGGUGUUGAUAUUUGGUCAUGGAGUCACAGUAAGAUCUCCGAUCAAAGAGAUUGACGGUCAGGGAAUCAAGAGUGAUUCAAUCUGUUUCAUUGAUUAUGAUCUUUGGCCAGGUGCAGAUUAUUUCUAUCACACGAGGCAAAUUAAGAGCGGUAUAUUCGAUCUUGCGACGAGGACAAUCACAUGGCCUAAAACAUCAGAUCCUUCCGUCUUGAAGAGCUUCUGGUUUGUUCCGGGAUAUGCUUAAAGUCUUGGUCUGAAGAAUGGUUUCAACUUAGGGUCUAGUCUUUAAAAAGACUCAGCAGCUAAAGAAUGGGCUUCUCUUUUGUCUCGCUACUUUGUGGGUUUGAUUCUAGGUAAGAGUUUGUUCAAGCACUUUGAUGCUUGUAGACUUUUAUUUAAUCGUCUUUUAUAUUUGCGGGUUUAGUAAGGAAACAUGCGGCUUAGUCAUGUCGUUGCAAGAAAACUUUUCAUUUUAUUGGUUUCUAAAACCUUGAACUUUUGAAAAAGGUCAAAACAACACAUUGUUGAUGAAACUUGAAAUUAUAUGCUCAGUUGUGCAGUUUUGGUUUACAACGGUUAAAUAUAAACAUCUCAUCACAAACAAAGAUGAAAUGAAGAAGACGAUUCAACAAAACUUUUCAAAGAUGCUACUGAAGGAACAUCUGCACGACCUGGAGACCCAUGAGAUACAUCCAUACCCAUGAUUAAGGUGGGAAUUUUGUUAAUCAAUGGGACGCUGGAAGAGCACUCUACUCCCAACAGAGAAUUGAUUCCACCAAGCUAGAUUAAGAUAGUAAAAGAAGUUAAAGAGAACACUACAUCAUAUGCAAAUCCUAUAAAAACCGAAGGAAGAAUACCAACAGAGACACAUUGUUGGGUGAUGUAGAAACUGAAAUCACCGGUGCUGCGGUUGCGUAGGACGGCGUAAACACGGUGUUGGGUGAUGCCUAGCUGAGAUCGCCUCUUGUAGAGCUUAAACGAGGCGGUGAGAUUCCUGAAACUCUUGGAGACGAGGGAGUGUGUCGGGUAGUGGCUUCUGGGAACACGAGCGACGAUGUCAAAUACAGCCACGUCAUCAUAAAAUAUACAGCCACGUCAUCAUAAAAAGUGAAGUACUUGACGUUUUAUACAGCCACAUCAUCAUAAAAUAUUUUUUAUAUAUGCACAUGUUUGAUUAUUUGACAUUUUAUAUAUUUUUUUAAUUUUUUUGUAUUGUAAAUUAAUUGAUAUAAAUUUUGUUAACUUUGAAGAAUAAUGAAAACCCAAAAAUGACAAAAUUUGAUUUUGUACUAAAGAGACAAUAGCCUAGUUUAGUUGUUUUCUUUUCCCAAAUUUCCUUUUAAUAAAUCGAUUGUGAAGGACAUCCAGAAAUCAUGGAAAAAUCUUAAGGUCUCUCCCUUUCAAUCAUGACAGAAAAAAGAAUCCGUUAGUUCCUUGAGCAUGAAACAACUUUAUCAUCUCAAAACAAUCUCCAAAGUAACCUUAGCUAGCAUGGCAUGGUUCUUAUCAGAAACCCAUUCCUCCCAUACCGCCCAUACCACCCAUGCCGCCGCCACCACCGCCCAUAG